Molecule: messenger RNA, 389 nt
Organism: Hibiscus syriacus
Lineage: Eukaryota; Viridiplantae; Streptophyta; Magnoliopsida; Malvales; Malvaceae
Product: ABC transporter C family member 2-like
Exons: 3
Coding region: 1-381 (126 amino acids)
Biological process (GO): transmembrane transport
Cellular component (GO): membrane
Molecular function (GO): ATP hydrolysis activity; ATP binding; ATPase-coupled transmembrane transporter activity
Source: RefSeq, a predicted model, not a curated record
AUGUCUCUUAAGUUUCUUAUGGUUUUGGAAGGUGGGGAGAAUUUUAGUGUUGGGCAGAGGCAAUUGCUGUGCCUUUCUCGAGCAUUGUUGCAAAGGUCAAAGAUUCUUAUUCUCGACGAAGCAACUGCAGCAGUGGAUGUUGAGACCGAUGCUUAUAUCCAGAAAACCAUUCGUGAAGAAUUCAAAUCUUGCACCAUGCUAAUUAUUGCCCACAGACUAAAUACCAUCAUCGACUGUGACCGGAUUCUUGUACUUGAUGCUGGUCAGGUUCUAGAACACAGUACCCCAAAGGAACUGCUGGCCAAUAAAGAAAGAACAUUCUCGAAAAUGGUUCAGAGUACGGGUCCUGCAAAUGCAGAAUACUUGCAUAGCUUAGUUUGAAGAUGAGG